Messenger RNA from Alternaria atra, 1764 nucleotides. RefSeq lists its product as uncharacterized. The transcript has 4 exons. Gene Ontology annotation, cellular component: Set3 complex. The record is from RefSeq and is a predicted model, not a curated record. Gene Ontology annotation, molecular function: protein binding; transcription corepressor activity. Gene Ontology annotation, biological process: regulation of transcription by RNA polymerase II. Lineage: Eukaryota; Fungi; Ascomycota; Dothideomycetes; Pleosporales; Pleosporaceae. The coding region runs from base 1 to 1764 and encodes 587 amino acids.
AUGGCGGAGACUCUGAGCAGCAACGCGAUGAACUAUCUCGUAUGGCGAUACCUUCAAGAAGCCGGCUUCGGUAAUGCAGCCCUGCAACUCUCACGAUGCUGGAUCCGCGACCCCGACACGCUUCCCUUUGCGAAGAACAUCGAACCGCACGCACUCAUCAGGCUCGUGCAGGAUGGCAUGUGCUUCGACCAGCUACAGGCUGAGGCCUGCAAUACGGAGCCGCGAUAUAGAUUCGGCACCGACCACGGACGACCAUAUUCGGCGCGCAAUGGCAACCUCUUGACUCUUGACAAGGGAAUACCCGCCCACGAACUCGCUGCCGAAGCCAACGGCGCUGUCCAGGAACCCCCACCAAAAAAGACGCUCAAGCGCAAGAAGACGAAGCCCACCAACGGCGUCGAACCGCGCCCCGAGCCCCAAGUCAACGGCGAUGCCAUGGAGAUCGAGCACAACGGCACCACACAUGUGACCAACAGCGUGAGGGCUGAGUCGGAGCCCAUGGUCUCGGAAGCCGAGUCGCCCUCACUUGUUGAGAUCCCCUUGUCGACACUCAGCAUAGGCCAGGACGCUGAGAUCCAGACCGAAGCCAUUGCUAUCGCUGAUCUUACGCCCGGCACCGUCUCCAUUCCACCCCCCUCGGACCCCGCAACAGUCAUUGAGCAUACACUUUGGGGCCCGAUAGAUUCUCCUGUACUACUCGCAGCAGGCAAAUCCUUACUUCAGGUUCACGUCGUGAGCAAGGAGCCUGGCCAUGAACCCCCUACCCAACAUUUCGACAUACCCUUGCCAGUCGACAACUUCGACGUCACCGCUCUAUGCUGGCACUCCGACAACGAACUUACUGUCUCCGUACGAGAACAGCGAUCCAACGAAGUCGGAGAGAAGAUGAUGAUGGACAAGCUCAUCAAACUUACCGAAGGCGGCCAGGCCUCUCAGGUCAUCUCUUCUACUGCCGGCCUCAUCAACACUCUUCGUUGGAAUCCGGAUCGGAACCUGCUACUCUCAAUCUCGACAGAUGGGGAAAAAGGCUCCAUCAAAGUGUGGAAAAACGAUAGUGACUCCAUCCCAGCAUGGACCGAGUUCACCGACACGGCCAUCUUCGACGCGCACUGGAUAAGCGACUCUGCCUUCGUCGUUUGCGGUAUCAAACUCUUCAAGAUCUAUGAGGUCAACGAAUCCCUAACAACUCAGCAAACCCUCGACACUUCAGUAACAUGGGAGACAGUCAAGUAUGACGCUGCAUCCAGGAUCAUCGCCGUGUUGGGUAUCGAAGAUCGUAAGUAUUAUCUUGGCAUCCUCCACCCCAACGACUCGAUACAGCUACAGACCCACGAAUAUCCCGACGAGUACCCUACCGAUCUUGGCUUCCGUGUCAAAGCAAAGACAAAUCAUCUUACUAAUGGUUCUUCUUUGCCCUCUGUCUUACUUGCAACAAGUUCCAUGUCUGGUGCGACGCGCAUCUGGGAUGCCAACGAACCAUUUAAAUGCGUCAAAUACCUACCCACUACAGAUGGUACGCAGGCCUUCAAGAUUGCCUUCUCUCCAGAUGGUUCGCUUUUAGCAGCUGCGGGACCUGAUGCUGUCACUAUUUGGGAUGUAGAGAGUAGGGAUGUUCCAAUAGCCUCGUGGCGUGCCAGUGAGACUCCAAGCAACAAAUGGAACCCCGGUAUAGACGGAGAGUUCAGUCUGGGUUGGGAGCCAGACAGCUCCAGGCUAUCCAUUGCUCUCGGAAAUCAGAUUGCCAUCAUCACGGUUCCGAGGUAG